Molecule: messenger RNA, 4078 nt
Organism: Neomonachus schauinslandi (Hawaiian monk seal)
Lineage: Eukaryota; Metazoa; Chordata; Mammalia; Carnivora; Phocidae
Gene: THEMIS2
Product: thymocyte selection associated family member 2
Exons: 6
Coding region: 3-1934 (643 amino acids)
Biological process (GO): T cell receptor signaling pathway
Source: RefSeq, a predicted model, not a curated record
GCAUGGAGCCGGUGUCGCUGCAGGACUUCGUUUGCGCCCUGGACCUCGCCUCCCUCCCGCGUGUGCUGCGGGUCUGCUCGGGGGUCUACUUCCAGGGCUCCAUCUACGAGAUCUGUGGGAAUGAGUGCUGCCUCUCCACAGGGGACCUGAUCAAGGUCAUCCAGGUUUGCCUCCAGAAGGUGGUCUGCAAGAACCCAGAAACGGGCCAGACUGUGGAAAUCUCCCCCAACUUCCCUGGCCGCUUCACCCCCCUCACCGGCCCUCAGAGCUACAGAACCUUGGAGGAGUUGCUCUCUGCUGCAACCCAGCGCUCCAGGAAGCUGCCCAUUGGCUUCAUGUCAACACACAGAAUCAGCACAGAGGCCAGGGUGGUGCCCAGGGACCAGCCCCUCCUGCUCGAGGAUGUGGAAGCAUACCAUGGGACCUACCGUGCCCGCUGUGUGCUAGACACUGAAACCCAGCAGUUCAUUCUACACCUGCCCCUCUCCCAGAAGGGGCCCUUCUGGGAGUGGGAGCCUGGUGCCCCUCAGCCCCUGCUCCAGGCCCUGCAGGACCCAGCCCUGAGUGACCGCCUCUUCACCUGCUCCACCCUCCCCUGGCGGUCCCUGAUCCUGAGGCCCCAGUAUGAGCUCCAAGCCAUCAUGCACAUGCGCAGGACCGUUGUCAAGAUCCCCUCCACCCUGGAGGUCGACGUGGAAGAUGUCACCGCCUCCUCUCAACACAUCCACUUCAUCCAACCACUGCUGCUGAGUGAGGUCCUGGCUCGAGGAGGCCCCUUCCCUAUGCCCACGGAGAUCCUGGAAACUCCGGGGGGGCCCCCCAUCUUCCUUGGCCCUUGGGUAGGCUCCUUACAGAAAGGCCAGCGGCUCUGCAUCCAUGGCCUGGCCUCACCACCCUGGCGGAUCCUGGUCUCAGCCAAGGGCCGGAAGGUGCCCAGACACUUCAUGGUCUCUGGGGCUUAUCAGGGCAAGCUGCGGCGGCGGCCGAGAGAGUUCCUCACGGCCUGUGACCUCCUGGGUGCUCUCCAGCCAGGCCAACCGCUCCGGGUCGUGGCCACAAAGGACUGUGAGGGCGAAUGGGUAGAGAGCCCCGGGUUCACCUCCCUGGCUGUGGGCGACAGGCUGGAGGUGUUGAGGUCUGGCCAGGCCCAGGGGGCUCAAGGCCAGGACAUAGAUGUCUUGGUGUGUCAGCGGCUGAGUGACCAGGCUGAGGAGGAGGCGGAGGAAGAGUAUGAAGAGGUAGAAGGUGAAGACCAGAUUCUGCUGCCCCUCUACGUCUCCAGUAGUUUUGUGGAGGAGAUGAGUGAUAAUCGGCGCUACAGUCUGGAAGAUCUGAUGGCCCAGUUUUCACUGCCCUGCGAAGUCAAGGUGGUGGCCAAGGAGAGCAGCCAUCCUGCUGACCCUCUGCCCUCCUUCCCAGGCCUGCGGCUGGAGGAGAAAAUCAUGGAACCCUUCUUGGUGGUCAGCCUCGACUCCAACCCUGAGAUGUGCUUCGAGAUCCCUCCCCGGUGGCUGGACCUGACUGUUGUGGAGACCGAGGGGCAGCCUGGCCAGCCAGCUGGGACCCCCCCGGUAGCCACAGUAGAGGAGGUGACAGAUGCCUUCUACUACACCCUCCGGCAGUUACCAGUCUUCGAGAACCAACCCCCUCCUCCUAGGCCCCCCAAAAGUCAGGGCCUCGGUGGGCAGAAGAAACAAAGCGGCAAGAACAAAAGUGCCCAGGCUUCUCAAGUCUCAGAACUGCCGCAAGCCUCUCUGCUCCCCAAACCCAAGAUGAAGACCCUGCCACAGAGUGCCAAGGACAGUUCACAUACAUACAGCAAGGUUUCUGCCCACACGAAGGGCCUCAGGCACAUUAAGUCCAUCACAAAAGAUCCAGGUAACGAUGAACAUGAUUAUGAAGAAAUACUUGAGACAUUUCGGAACAUCCUUUAGAUGCUGGAGGAACCCUGCUUCCUAACUGCUGUUUCUCGGGGAAUCUCUGAUACCAGCCAACCGUUACAAGCCUUUACAAGACCUCAGACAAGAUCUCAUGAAAUCAGACUGUGGACAGGAAAUGGCUUCGUGGGGACCAACGUGAAAAGGGAUGGCCAUUGUACCAGUGCUUUCCUCAGGUUCUAGGUUCCUGCCACUGAGGGCUGGCUUGUUUGGGCCCAGCACCUUAUGCUGGACUCCCUCAGCCUCAGAGCUUUGGUAUACAGAGGAGCCAACUGGGUUCUGUUCAGUCCUGAGUCCCCAACAUCCGUGUCUCACUGGUUGGUGCAGGAAGGAAUCCAAGACCACCAACCUUGAUGGUAGCAGCACAGUGUUUCCUGCCUCUUGGUAAAGGGAACUCGAUCCGGAACACACUGCCCUGAGAGCCUUUUCUUCUGUUUGCCACCCCCUCGCCCUCCUCCUCCCCCACCAAACUCUAAGACCCUGAGAGAGCAGGACUGUGUCAUCUGUGUAGGACGCAGCACGAUAGUUGCACGUGACGAUCCAGGAUUUUUUCACUCUAAAACCAUAGAAUAAAAAUGACAUCCGGGCAUCUGGAAAAAUGGAAAGAUACCAUGUAGUAGGGUCUGUGUGCCAGACCCUUUAUAAACAUUAUCUAAAUCUUCAACUCUGAAUAGACAACAGCCUGAUUUUAAAGGUCAGAAAACUAGCUUGAGUGAUCAGGUGCUUCAGGAGGGCUGACUAGUCGUGGGCCUGGGUUAGCAUCCCAGCUCACCACCUAUCAGCUGUGACUAUGAGCAAGUUCUUUUAAACUAAGCUUCAUUUCCUUCAUAUGUAAAAUAAAACUAACGGUUAUCUACCUCACAGAAUUGUUCUAAGGAUCAAAUGCGAUAACCUUGGUGAAGUAUUUAGUGCAGUGCCUGGCGCGUAACGAACAGUAAGAAUAUUAGCAUCAUUCCUGUUGACCCAGAUCACGUAGCUGUACCUGUCUCUACAGCCUGUGUUCUUUCUCCACCCCCACACCGUCUCCCAGGCAUGGAAUCCUUCCGUGUCUGGAAUAUUCUGAGCUCCUAGACUGGAGAUGGUGUGUGCGCACUGGUUGGCGAGCCUCCCCAUCCAGCGUAACAGAAACCUGUGUCUACGCAGACACUAACUCGGCUUCCAAGGUCAGUCUAGGUCUGUUCCAUGAGGUGAGACCACAGGCCUCACUUCCUGGAAGUGGUAGGGCUUUGGUUCCUAGACGGAGGCAGUCACAGAACCAAGCACUGUGGUCAGCAGAGGACAGGAGAUAGACAAAACGGUGACCGCAGUCCCCAGCUGAGGCGGGAGUGGAGAGUGUCGGUCUGGAGCUCCUGGAUUCGAGGGAGCACAUCUGAGUAUGUCCUUCCUUGGUCUGCUGACACUCCACUGAGCUGUCCAGACCCACUUCACCUCCUAGGCCUCCUGGCUUCCAUACCCCCGCAUGGCGCUCUCCAGGCGAGCACCGAGCAGCUAACACAAGCUGCUGGCCAGUCCCCAUGCCUUCCUCCAGAGACCGGCUGAACCGCCCAGAAGGACCCUGAAGAGCGUGCUCCGGGACAAGCAAUAAAUAAGAAAAAUACAGAAAAGAGUUCCUCUUUGGCACAGGACCCCGAGGGCCAAGCCCAUAUGCAGAAUACCAGUAGUUUUCACUUCCACGACUGCAUUUAAUUGUGGCCCCAAAUGGGGCAAGAUCACAAAAGGGGGCAGAGGGGGCUACCAGCUCCUACAGAAGGGGGUUUCCGAGUGGCCAAAUGCUGCAAUGAGAAGCAAGCAAGCAAAUUCAUAUAUAGGAAAGCUGGGCUGAAAAGGAAAACAUGUUUGAAAACCACAACUGUGAAUGUUUUAUCACAGCAGUGGGGGUUGGCAGGGACCAAAGGUGGAUGAUGCCCGUGGGGUGCUUUUGUCUUAACGCUGAAAUAAGCCACUGGACGGUGGGGAGGGUGUUACAGUGGGGCUAGGGGAUCCCCCUGAGCAGUGGCCUCCAAAGCGAGCACACACUCCUGGGAAUAUACAAGAUGUACACUGGGAAACAGGAAAGAAUUAUUAGUCCAUGCCUUCAUAUUUAGUUUUCCUCUUUUCUCAUUUCUAUUUUUUAAUGUUUUGUGAUGUAGAGAACAUGCUAA